Talpa occidentalis (Iberian mole) is the source of this 2741-nucleotide messenger RNA. RefSeq names its product centriolar satellite-associated tubulin polyglutamylase complex regulator 1 (gene CSTPP1). The transcript is spliced from 9 exons. The record is from RefSeq and is a predicted model, not a curated record. Bases 86 to 1081 code for a protein of 331 amino acids. Lineage: Eukaryota; Metazoa; Chordata; Mammalia; Eulipotyphla; Talpidae.
GUGGGUGCCAUGGCAACGGAGUGUGCCCGCGACCUGGCUUCCGGAAGCAGAAGAGCUACAGCUUGGAAGCGACCCCGGUCAAAGGAUGCUGAGUCCGGAGCGUCUAGCCCUCCCGGACUACGAGUAUCUGGCUCAGAGACAUGUCCUCACAUACAUGGAGGAUGCAGUGUGUCAGCUACUAGAGAACAAGGAAGAUAUUAGCCAAUAUGGCAUUGCCAGAUUCUUCACUGAAUAUUUUAACAGCGUAUGUCAGGGAACUCAUAUUCUCUUCCGGGAAUUCAGCUUCAUCCAAGCCACCCCUCACAAUAGGGCAUCAUUCUUACGAGCCUUCUGGAGAUGCUUCCGAACUGUGGGCAAAAAUGGUGAUUUGCUGACCAUGAAAGAAUAUCACUGUUUGCUGCAGCUACUGUGCCCGGAUUUCCCACUGGAGCUGACGCAGAAAGCAGCCAGGAUUGUGCUCAUGGACGACGCCAUGGACUGCUUGAUGUCUUUUUCAGAUUUCCUUUUUGCUUUCCAGAUCCAGUUUUACUACUCAGAAUUCCUGGAGAGUGUGGCCGCCAUCUAUCAGGACCUGCUGUCAGGCAAAAACCCCAAUACGGUGAUUGUGCCAACGUCAUCCAGUGGGCAACACCGCCAGCGGCCAGCCUUGGGUGAGGCUAGCACGCUGGAGGGGGUGGAGGCGUCGCUGUUCUACCAGUGCCUGGAGAACUUGUGUGACCGUCACAAGUACAGCUGCCCACCUCCAGCACUCGUCAAAGAGGUCCUCAGCAACGUUCAGAGACUCACCUUCUAUGGAUUCCUUGUGGCUCUCUCAAAGCAUCACGGAAUCAACCAAGCCCUAGGAGCUUUGCCUGACAAAGGGGAUCUGAUGCACGACCCAGCCAUGGAUGAGGAGCUGGAACGACUGCUGGCCCAGGUCCCGAGCCUGGUGAAUACGGUCACGGCCACGCCAGAGGCCAGCUGCCUGCCUUCCAGGAUCCCUCCCCGGGUUGGCUCCCCCUGGAGACCCCUCCAUUACGCCCGCAAAGUGGAUGCAGAGAGCGAUGGUUCCACUGAAGAGACAGAUGAGUCCGAGACUUGAGGAGUCUGAAGGAUCCCACCUACAUCACCCAGUUCCCUGACCCCACCAGGCCCUUGGGACUCCCACCCAACCUCAUCUACUGCGCCUUGCCAUGCUGCCCUCUGCUGGUGAAAAGACCGAAUAACAGCCCCAACCCAAAGACCUGCCAAAGAGGUUCGGAUCAGCCAGCAGCGUCCCUAGAAAGUUAACAGCCUGCUCUCCCUGGCCCUGUCCGUCUCUGCGCAUUAGUCAGGCUCCACACUGACAGCAGAAGCCUUGCUGAGGGUACUGGGAAGGUGACUGUGGCUAUAGCCUUUUGCUGACAGCCCCCGCCCAAGGUUCAUCUCCACAGCAACUCCAAGGAGGGCAACACCGUGAAUAGCCAUGCAGGGCCUUGCACGGUCAAGGGCGACACCUGUGAUCCAGGUACUGGGACCACAUAACCAUGGUGGCUGCCUGCUGGAGGAGUAGCCACUGGCCAUAAGAUGGAGAUGGGUGGGGAAAAUGACAAAUCCACUUUCACAAACUGCUUCAAGUCUCCUGUGUCUUAUAGUCAAACAUGUGCAAUGAAUAAAGUCCCUGUGUCUGGUAAGCGGUGAGUCUAAAGCCACUAGAAUGGAGAGGGGGCGAGUUUGGGUUUUGGGUCUCAGUUUUCCUGGCAGAAUUGGGAGGUGGGGGCCAGAGGAGCACUCAGCCUGGAGACCAGCCUCAGAUGAGGGGUUUGCCUCCUGCACAUGACAGCAGCCUUUCAAAGUAAACGUGUGCACAGCUGGAAUGGACCUUCAGGAACAAGCUCAGAGCGUUCAAGGCCAGGCUCCCAUAACUUUAAAGACCCUGGCCAACGGGCAAGCUCUGCAAAGCCGCCUAGCCAGUAUCAUUAAACACUGGCCAAGUACCUGCUCAGGGCAGGGCUAGUGGGGCUGCAGCUGUACGUGAGAGACCUGUGAAGCCCCCAGCAGACUGGAGAAACGUGAUGGGGUUCUUCAGCUUCCUUGAAUUGAGCAGGGAUCCUCCAGAAGUAAAACCUACUCGGACCCAAGCAGGGCAUGCUGCUUCUCUGAAGCAGUGGACUGUGCCACCAACUCUGGGCACAUGCUUUCCUGGGUUCAUCUCUGCCCAGACCAAGUCCCCUGGAGAAUUACCAAUGAUUUCAAAUAUCCUGUGGAUGCCAGGCCUGAGAGUUCCGAUGCUACUGAAGCUCCAGGUCCACAAGCAUCUCCAGCCUCCAGCGGGUUGAGCAGCUGGGAAAUGUCACUAUGCAUCGGAAUCACCUGGGAAGCUGGCUUUCUCGCAGAUUACCAAGCACCAGCCUGGUGUGGGGCACAGAGACCUGGCUAUGAACACCCCAGACCCACACUUCAGAAAUCUCUUGGUGCCCCAUGGCUCCCCCUCCCAUGCCUCCUAAUCAUUCACCCCUGUAAGGGGGCACAGAAAUGUCCCAGAGCCCCUACAGGGGAAAGAGAAAGCCACGCCAGGGGUUUAUACACAAUCCUCUCUUCCUGGCUAUAAAAAGGUUCCAAAGUCUAAAAUUUAAUUAUUUUGAAAAUCCACCAAGAGUCACACCCCAGUCAAGCCUGCUGGGGGGAUGAGGUGCAGGGCUGCUGUGGUUGCGGCCUGCCUGCAGCCACACAGCUCAGUGGAUGAAUUCAAGGGCCAACUAAUACCAGCUCUUUCCUCCGCG